Molecule: messenger RNA, 10747 nt
Organism: Zychaea mexicana
Lineage: Eukaryota; Fungi; Mucoromycota; Mucoromycetes; Mucorales; Lichtheimiaceae
Exons: 13
Coding region: 153-10712 (3519 amino acids)
Cellular component (GO): peroxisome
Source: RefSeq, a predicted model, not a curated record
UCUGAUAUACAGACUAUACAGAUUACACGAGACAGAAGCUCCUCGGGAACAACCUGCUUGGGGCCGAUACCACCUUUUGUUUUCUUCUCUUCCUUUCACUCUUUACAUUUUUUUUCUCGCUUCCCUGGUACAUGUAACGGCUGGUUUCCAGCAUGUCCAAUGUAGACGACAACAACACGACCCCAGUUGCAUCGUCAGACCACAACCAUAGUAAUGGCAGUAGUAGUACUAAUAAUAACGUCACCCAUGUACCUAAUCAUACACUCAAGAGCGCACGAAGCGCGAUCCUUUUCACCAAGAAUGCAGCAUUCCAGUCCAAAACAACACUGACUUUAUGGCUCUUGAAUCGUAUGUUUGAGCCUAUUGAUCCCAACUUCGAGCAUGAGGGCCUGAGUUUCCUGGAAAUAUCGAACAAUGCGCUAUCGUCGAUACCAAACACUCCUACGGUCGCGCAGCAACAAGAAACUGAAAAUAAAAGCAACGAAACAGCAACGACAACGACAAAACGUGAUGAGAAUGGAGCUACUUUAUUGACGCCUCGAACGCGUAUACUCUCAAUUUCUAACGAAUACUGUAUGGUGGUCAUGGUCGAUCUGAGCUCGAGUCUCGCGACUACGGACGUUGGUCGAGGAAAUAUCAUGAUCGAUAACAUUAAUGAUGCGCUUCGAAACGUUAUGCUCGGUCUCGCUCAACCUAUCUCAAUGCCCACAGCUGGAGCAUCUCCACCGUUCAUACCAGUUAUUCGGUUGACCGUGAUUGCAGAAUGCUCGCAAUUUGGGUCCAAUAUCAACGUUAUCCCGAUUUUGGCAGAAUUUCCAACCAUGCGUGUGUUUUUACAAAACGUGCGCGUCACACCAUCCAAUGUAUCUUCAAUACUGAGAGUCCUCAAUGACAAUAUUGCCGGAUUCUUGCGCGAUCUUGCGGCGUUUCGACAAAAGCUAACUAAACGUCGAUCGAAACUCGGCUAUGAAUUGGAUGUACGGAGAAAUCACUCGUCUGUGAUUAUGGAUCAUGGCGUGGAUGAUAGUUUGGAUGGAGGUGGUGGAGCUAGUCAUGAAGGCGGUUUGUUUAAUUCGACGUAUAUCAAUAAAACAACGACAACAGCAACGAUGACGACGAAAACCCAAGAACAGCAGCCAUCACAACCAGCAACAACGCAAGCCAAGACAACAACGACGAAUAGGAAAAAGGACCAAAAAACGCACAAAGAUGGCAAAUCAGGCGCAACUAAAAAGACCAAGAAUACCAAAACGCAAGCAAACAACACACAGAAAUCGACCAACACUACCGCUCGUUCUUUCAACAGCAGUAACACGCGCCAUAACCGAUCCAACGAUAAUACUACGAAAAAAGACGUUUGGGGCGUUGGGAAAACAGGCAGCAACCUUUCGUAUAUACUCCAUGCUGGAUUGCUCGCACUUGGUCUACUACCCGACAGUGGCCAACGCUCUUUGAUACUUAUGACAGAUGGUGUCGUCAAAUCCAACAUUCAAGACGAAUUUGUCAUUCGCCAGCUGUCAAGCGACGGUAUCCCGUGCAACAUCGUGCAGAUCAGUCCAGGACCCUUCAUGGAUUGCAACUUUGGCUUUAUACCCGACACGGAUAUUCUGAAAUUCGUGGCAAAUGCUACAGGUGGCCAGUACAUGCAUAUCGAGGAUUUACUUGGUAUGGGUAGAAUGGACGCCGCUUAUUAUACCAAUAACAACACCAGCAAUAAGCCGAUUGUCACGCAGGACAUUCUGGAUCGCAUCAUGGCUGACCUUAGCUUUCCACAACGCAAGUUUUUGCUACGCGAGAUAUUCUUGGACAAGUCUGCUCUUAGGACUGGUUCAACAGCUACAAGUAGAGCAGCAGCAGUAGCAGCAGCAGCCGAAAAAGCUCAGCAGGGGAAUUAUCUUGCCAUGGCAUCAGCAGCAGCAUCACGUAACGGGUUUCCUUGGAAUCCGAAUGCUGAACCCGAAGUAACCGAGUCAAAGGUGCUACGGUAUCAAGAGUACGCAUUACCCAGCAAACUCUCACACGUCAUUGCUGCACGUACACGACAAGGGUUCUCUCUCGUUUCAAUUACACUCGAUAAAAGACGUUCUACGACUCCGUUGAAUAGCAGUUCUUCGCGAGGAGGCGGAGGAGCAGGAGGAGGCAAGAAAGUCCAAGUAGUGAUUGCUCUGACGCUUCAAUGGCAGCCUCAAAUUACGAUUGAGUAUCGUAUCCGCGCUGUAUUAUCAUCCAACAACGACUUGAUUCUCUCCAGCUAUUUUGGCACUGGCACAAUUUUCGAAGACCAUGACGACGCCACAGCAGCCUAUCUACCCGAUGCGGAUUUCAGCAGAUUACUCGAAUCACUAACGAAUCCAAAGGCCGAGAUUCUCAUUCGAGCAAAUAGCACGUUUUCGCAUUUACUCAGAAAUUGGGACGCGUUUCAACGUCGGUUUCAAGUCAUGGGAAUCUUUACAGGCGGAGCAGGAACAAGCGCAAAUGGUGCAGGUGUUAGCAACAACCUUUCUGGGUCUGCAGGCAUUCUGAAGAUCAGCAAGUUAAAGCAACUCUUGACAUCUAUAUCCGAAGCCGACAAGCACCUCAACACGAUCCUAUCCUUGGGAAACGAUACCAAUGGUCAUUCCCGCAAUAACAACAUCAUCAACAGCAACAACGGUAGCCGAAGAAAUGUAUCACCAUCGUCUUACAUUGCCCAGUUUCAAGAACUAUGGCAAAAGAUGGACGACAGCAGCGACACACGGCACAGCACGGCGUGCUGGUACGAUACCAAUCACCAUUUUGAUCUCAUCUUGCAUUUUACCCCACAUUAUUGCUAUGCCGAUCGCAACAGUACCGCAACUACAGCAUUUAUUGCGUCAGCUGAAGACGCCGUGAUAUCCACUAUAUUGGAUCGAUUGUAUGAUUUACUUUCCAAGAUGACCGACUUCGUCAGCAGUAGAGGCACAUUCGUCAAGAUAUUCUUCCCUUCACCUUCUUCCAAUCAUUCGACAAGCCAACAGCAACAAGCAAGCAAUUGCAGCAAUAAUGGCAAUUACUGUCGACUUUACGAAAUACAAAUCACGCACGAGAACCUUCGGACAAUCCAUGUUGAUGCACGGUUCUUUAACACACCUCUCGAAAUGCGAUCGCGUAUCAUGGAUGAUUUGAUGCAUAUGCUGAGCACGCGAAUUGAGUUGGACGAAGGGCAAAUUCUUGCAGAUCUUGAAAUCGGCCAACAUCCUCUAAAUAAUAACGUAGGCGGUGAUAGUGGUACUCGUCCGAAUAUGGCCAAGAUUGAAGUAGCCAAACGUCCACUUUUUGGUUUGUUAAUGCGCGAUCCAGAGCAUUAUUUUGGUGUUCCCAAGGAGCGCGAAGACGGCUAUGAUCGAAGGAGACCUACGACAGCAACACUGCUAGCCGGAGAGUACAUUGUACGCAACUAUCUGCGUCGCCAACGAUGGAUAUGGGAUGCCAAGGUGACGACGACAACUGUUGAUGCAAGUGAUUUCUAUGGCUUACACCCACUCCAUGAUCUUGCGUUUGAGCGAUUAUGUCACGUUAGACUUAAGGAGGGUUACGUAUUGAUAUCGUUUAGCGAGAAUGCAUGCCACUUUUACAAGGAGUUUCAAGAUCGUGCACCUGAUCGCUCAGCCCAGUAUUUCAUUUGGCGUAAUUCAUCCAAGCAAACGUUGACGACAGAGCUGUGGCUAGAGCCCGUGACUCGAGACGUGCACCGCAUUGACCGGGACAUUGUGCAAACAGAGCAACGACGACUGUUUCACCACGAUAGAAAAAUCAUGUCCAAACUUGUUACGUUUGACUGGACAUUUGUCGCCGGAUACCAACAACAACGUGGUAUUUCGCCUCCAUCAUCGUCGCUGAGUGCCAGUAGAGCGGAUGUAUUGCAUCUGGAUGAUGACCUGCUCGGUAUUCAUCACAUAAAAAAGAGCAUGGUGAUUGAUAUAACAUCCGUCCUCCGUCUGAGUGCGUUCUCGAUUGCUGUGUAUCCGUGUCCACAACAGCUUGUAGGCACCAGCAAUAAUAUCGUGAACAUGCGUGGCGCGUUAAUGCCACCUACCUAUAACGACGAGGGUACUGCUGCGUCGGAUAUUAUUGCCGAAGCACAAAAGAGGGACAUGGCCGUCGUCUGGUUGCAGACUGAACGGUACUUGCCUUUGGUGGCACCACCGGCUAACAGCAGACCCAAGAUAGAAGAGAGCCAUUCGAGAAGCUGGCAUGGUUCAAGCAAUAAUACCACCAUUGCGUCACCAUCUAUUAGUCUUGUUCGAGGCGGUAGCUACAGCUACAGCAAUCAAAGCUCAACAUGUCAAUGUCCACGGCCUGAUCACGAUUUUCUUUUAUUCAGAGAAGCCCUGUCCGACUUAUCUGCUCCUUAUCGUGAUGUAGCUUUGACCCAUUAUUAUUUUCAGCAGUAUCUGCGCGUACUGUCUGACUGCGAGAUGGACACGAAAUCGCCCUUGACGGCGACACAUGACAGUUUUUGGUCCACGUUUUUCCGCGAAAUACUUGGGUGUCAAGACACACAUGCAUCAGAAAGCACAUUGCGUCUGUUACGACGAGUUACCGAUAUGCAGUGCUUUGUCAAAAUCUUCAACCCUAGCACAUUUAUCGUCGUUCUUACACCGUCUCUUGCAACGCUCAUCCAUGGAACAGCUACCAAACGAGCUGACGAUCCGCUUUUUACCGAUCAUUAUCAUCUUGGAUUUCUUUUAUUUGAAUGUCAUCGCCAGACGCCAUCAUCGACUACGACAGCUCGCGGUGGUGAUCAUUGUUAUGACGAAGAGGACAAUAGCAGUAACAACGAUAGCAAGGGAUACACGUUCAGAGAGAUUGAUUUUUCAUCCAUCAAAGAAUCAAUCUUAUCACCACAUCUUACGAACGGUUACUAUCAAUGCAACAACAACAGCAUGAAUGCCGGCGAGGGCGAAGAUCAGCAACAAGUGGUGCUUUCGGAUUUCAAGUCCCGGCUUUUGCAAGAUAUCACUGAUAUUUAUUCGAGCUGCUAUGCAAAAUCCAUCUACUCAUCGCUCUUGUUCGGCAGUGUGAUUGCUGACCAUGACUUUGACAAGGUGUUGGAUAUUUGCGAGGAGACUGUGCUUGAUAUUGAUCUUACUGGGUAUCUCAAUGUGCAAACAUUGCUGAAACGGCAUGGGAGAACAAGUGUAGAGGAGUGGAAUUCUGCUCAGCAGCGGUUUAGCUCCGUCCUUGAGCAUUACUUUGAGCCAGUCAUGUACUCCAAGAAAAAGCGGCAAUUCAUUUAUUGCUAUCGCCCAGCUCAUGUUAAGAUCGGACAUCACAAAGCAGAGACUGGAAACAAGUUGACAAGGUUAGCUGAUAUUGUCGUCUCUGCUCAAUGUCCCCUGUUCAUCCGACUCGAGUACACGUUGCAGAGCCCGAAACAUGCUGCAAGCACAACGCUCCCGCUGGAAUAUUUGCCAACAUCUUAUGAAGGGCAACAUAAAGGUCAACCAUUCAAUUACGAGCCUGUCGAUAUUGGCUCCAUGGAGUCGCCAGUAGCGUCUGUGGAUAAAUCAUCAGCUACUGUUCGGCUCGUUUGUAUGACAAUCCCACAGACCAAGUAUGCACCAGCGAUUCAACCUCGACACGUUCAUGGCUGUCCAGCAGAAAGCCCUGUGCAUCAUCAAUCAUCAUUCUUUGACAACGAAGGUGAAUAUCGUGAAGCACUCUCUGGCUUAAGCGAAGAAAAGCAAGGCGCCCUGAUUGAAACAAAAGCACGAUUGACCUGGCUUUUGACCGAGGAAGUGAUGCACGGACUACUGCGAGCUGGCCCUGUCACUGACGUUGUUGUGCGAUACAUUCAAAGCCAUCUCAUGAAGAAGAACCCGUUUGUGGAUUUUCCUACCACGAUGGUCAUUCCCUUGGUAUUUGUCAAGGACCGACAUAUGAGUCGACGCGUCUUUCUCGAGCAACUCGAGCGGAACACGAUGACGCCAUACAAACUGGUUCGUGUAGGUGAUUGCUUCUAUGCCACCGAUCACAAGGAAUAUGGCGACAUAUUUGAUACCGGUGAAAGCUACUUUAAUCGAUCCGAAACCAUGAGCAAUAAUCACGAGGGUGCUGACUUUUAUACGGACCUUGGUAUUGAGGUUGAUGCUGACAAAGAACACCAUCAUCCGUUUAUUCCUCAACAACAACCAACGCAUCAGCAACAACAGCAGCAGCAGGGUGGGUCGCAGAAUGAUGACUUUUGCGAAGGUUUGGGCAUCAGUAUUAUGGAGCCAGAUGUGUUCUCGGACGAGGAAGAUUCUAUGGCAGCAAGCAAUGUCGCGGAUAGGCAGGCUUACCAGCAGCUUUAUUGGCUUUUGAUAAUCCCUCGUUCGCAGACUAUUCAAAUAUACUUUUACUCGAAGAUGCCGCAAUCUGUCAACCGUUCAGAGAUCGUACGGAUGACCAAAGUUAUGAUCAAUGAUGCUAUUGAGCGGACAAACAAGCUGGUGCUCUUGCAGCAUCUGAAUGCUACGCGUGUGUGCAGCAAAUAUCUGCUAGCGAAUGAAGGCUCGGCAGCGAAUAAUCCAAACGAAAUAUCAACAGACGAAUCGUCGGACGACAGCAACGGCAACAAUCGCAACAGCAACAGCGACAGAUCAAAACUAAGGAAUACCACAGGAGGAAACUUGGUCGAGAUGCUUUCAACAUCUGGUGAAGAAACCUCUUUUACACCACCCAAAAAGUUUCAACCUGGCCAGUUUGCCUGCGAUAUUAUCUUUACUUGGCGAUUCCCUCUCCAUUGGAGACUGCAACCCAAUAUUGCUCUCAACGCGCUUUCUUCCGAUGUCUUGCGACAUUUUAAGGUGCGAAAUAGACCAAACAUUUUUGUCUGUAUGCGCGAUGAUACUGUUAUCUAUUGCACAUUGCGCGAAAAUACGGUGAUCAACCACUGUUACGCGGAAAGCAGUAUUGAUUAUCCUUCUGCUGCUACGGAUGAUGGUCAGCAACAGCAGCAACAGUCGAUUCGAGCCACUUCACCCCAUAAUUCAUUACUCGCCAUGGGUAUAAAUGAUCCACCAAUGAUGGCGUUCUCACAUCAUUCCCGUACACAAUCCGCACAGCCGACAACAGCAGCAUACUCCCAGCCUCAGCAUGAUGGUUCUGCCGUAGCUGGUACAAUCACAACAAACAACAGUAGUCGUCGGACAAGUCCACGGUCGAGCCCUGGUGGUAAAGUGCAUAGCACGAACAGCAUUCAGCUAUCUCCGGAACCGCGAAAGACAGCACGCACAUCUGAAUCGCGUGAGCUUGUGCUUGAAGUGUACGGUGUGGAUUUGCCCAACUGGAUCUCCGACGAACUGGUCGAUUUACUCGAGAAUCGCUUAAUGUCCCAUGUCACACUUAAAGAAGUGCAGCAAUUCUUGCUUCGAAAUCCUGGUUCCAAACUAUCUCGCGCAGAUAUUGACUUUAUCCUUCCAGUGGAUAAAGCUCCAAUGGUACAUGAAAGCUUGCAAGUACCCGUGGAUGUUAUUGAUGUUCAGCAAUUUUCUCGGCUCUUGCGCGAGAGUGUCUUGACGAAUUCCAUUCGUGUUCUCACAGGCAACGGGCUGACUUCUGCACUCAAAAACUAUCGGCUCCGUCAACACUACAGCAACUUGAGCUUUGGCAAAGGACCCUUUUUCAUGCAGAAGGAAAGUAAUGUCGAUAAUCCAGUAGUGGAAGAGUUAUGCUUCUACUAUAGCUGUAUCAAUCGUACGCCUGGUGUAUGCACAGAUCUCGAGCUAAGCAUUGGACAAGGUGUGGCUGGAGUCAUUCUCUCUUUCAGCGAGUCAUCAUGGUCGCAGGAAGAAGAUUUCCAAAAUCCGUCGGAUAGUACGGACGGACAGGACUCAGCAAUGCCUUGGAGUUUGCUAUCCAGUUUUGCAUCCAAAUCUGCAUGCGUCGCUAGCGAACAGCAACAUCAGCAACAACAACAACAGCGUGGCACUACCCUCUCAGUUGAUAUUUGGACAGUUGGCCAAGUUGACGCCGGAGCGCUCUACGACCAUAUCCAUAAGAGCUUUCGACAAAGCAUAUGUGACUAUAUCAUUGAACGAGCGGUGUCUAGCGCAAUGCCAACGACAACUACAGCGACUACAUCAGUGUCAGGUGACGGAGGAUCGUCCGAUCUUGCUAUUAGCGACGCGGCACUAAGCGCUUUACUUUCAUCAUUUGUUAAGGUCUUUGAUGGCGCGUAUCACUGGAGUAAUCCAAGUGUACACAUGGCCUCUCGCUCGAUCAAGUUACAGCCUUGGUGCCUGAGCCAAGUUGUCCAGCAACUGAAUGCUGACUUUGUAGAUCUGAAUCCGAAUAGCAAGUCAGUUAUUGGAAUACAAAGUCCAACCAGUGAUGACUAUCAUCACCAGCUAUUAGGCAACCAGACCAAUAUAUAUAGAGCUUGCUACACAGAAACAGAGCUCAACCACCAAGCGCAAGCCAUGAUGCAACCACAAAAGAACAUCCGAUACUCAAUCAUUAGCGGUCUUCAUGAACUUUCUGGAUGCAAACAUUAUUACAGUACAUCAACCAAGCAGCCAGAAUUUACCAGUAUCACUGACGACCCACCAAACCGCGGUGAUACUGUAGCGACGAUAUUAAGGGCAGAUCAAAACAGUGCACACAGCCGCCAUGAAUCAAUUGCGUCCUCGAAUGUUGUCAACAAUAACAACAGCAGUAACAAAAACCCGAUAAGUAAGCUACUACAACAGCAACAGCAGCCAAAGUCUGGAUCGCACAAAGACGCCACUCACCGUCGCGCUUUCCACUUGGUGCUCCUCGACGCUGGGAACAUCACACUGUACACUUAUAAUUACGCAAGAACGUUUGUCGACCAGCUCACUCUAGCGAUCGAGCAGACAGUCGCUCAGCAAGGCAACCGUGUCCGCAUGUUACAAAACGUUGUGCACCAAAAGUUGGGCCUCUUCCAGCAUUCAGAAACGCUUGGCACCAUAUGCAACGAUGCAAGAUCUUUUGUGACCUCUGUUACAGAGGACGACUCCACUUUUGGUGUAGAAAUACUGAAAAACUUGGUAACGAAUACACCUCAUCUAAACAGUUAUUCUGCUACAGAGCAUCCUGGACGUCCUUCAUUAUCCACCACUUCCAGCGCAACGCGUCUCUCUAAUCCGAAGAUUUCGACGCUGAUAUCUGGAGCCGUAACAUUCCAUCCGUCAUCCAACAAAUUGUUAAAGGACUGUAAUACUGCGUUGCGUGAUGCGUAUACAACACUGCCAGACCAUCCCAUCACAGAAGCAGCAGCAGCAGAAGAGGAACAGCAACUUGACUAUUUGACGCAGCACGGCACACCUUUCCUCAGCACAUUUAUGAGACACUCACAGUUGCGUGCAGCACACGACAAGGCAUUUAAUGUAUACAUUAAAUGGGCGAGUCGCUACUCUACAAUGCAACCAUCAGAAACAACAAAAGAACGCGAAAAUGCUUCGGAAAUGAUGUCAGUAACCGAGCUCCGACUCAUUCUAAAAUCAUCGCGGCUGUUGCAUUUUUGCAGAACGCCUUUGGUUUUCUCGGACAUCGACCCAAAGCGAUCGAGUAUCUUUAGCACCAGCAUUGAGACAAUUCAGCAGCAUCAGCUUAUGGAGGAAACAAUGAUGUGGUACGAAGGACUGGCACGAACAUUUAUGGCGGAAUACGCGUCUUAUUUGGAGAGCGUUGGCAUGCACGUCAUUGUGCAUGGUGUAUCUGGAAACAGUAAUACGAGCAAGGAAGACCAAGGAGUGUAUCUUUCUCGCUACAAAGUUGCAGAUGACUUUGUUGUACACUCACCUGUCAUCUAUUUGCUUCAAGUUUUCCCCGGUGGAACCAUAAUGUGCGAAGCUCGACUCACCGACGUCUUUGUAUCCGUGACUCUAUACACCUUGCAUCGUCGCUAUGGCCGUUUAAUGAUGACCCAAUCCCCCUAUAUGCAUGAGAGUAGCGAGAAGCGACGAGCUGAUUUCAAGGAUUUUACCGAAGAAUGUGACCGUUUCAAGCAAAAAAUUCAUGUUAACUCGUUCGUCUAUGACUUUAACUUGAAGUUUAUCCAGCAAUCUCUGGAUAAUGCGUCAUCGCUUCCGUCCUCGGUGGACUUACUGGGUAUCAUCAAAAACACAUUCUCAUUGUACUAUAAGCCAGCCAACUACUCUCGAAAUCGUAUCAUUCGAGGCUUCUACGAGCUUGUUUCCGAUGAAGAAGAGGAUAAUAUGAAAAACUUGCUACCGAUGGUCAUCCGCAACGCCUCCAAGUAUGGAUUCGAGUCACUCCACACGAACGGCACCCCUACGGCAUGCUUUGUAUCAUCGGACGAUCCUUCAUUCGUCAAAGGAAGUGGUGAUGGCAACUCAAAUAGCUGUUAUCGAUAUACUCUACUUAUUACCGACAAUAUCUAUGAGCGGGAUUUCAGCAGUGGCAGUGACGGUCAUCCUGGUCGGUACGAUUAUCCAAAUUCACCGAUCCACGAUAUUGCUACUACACCAACGUCAACCAGCGAUUCCAAGGUUACAGUGCAAUAUUUUGUUAUUGUCACGUAUCACGAGCCAGAAAUAUACCGGACAAAAGAAAAAUCGUGGCGACAUUCGCCUCGUUACAAACCGAGAAACUUAUCUGGAUCCUUGCAAGAAGUACUAGAACCUGAGAAACAUACAUUAGGAGACGUUAUAUUGAGAGCAAGACAACGGAUUGAUGACUUGAUGAAACAGGUAAACAUCCAGAGAAGGAAGAGACACAACUGAAUUAAUUUUUCAACGGUUUUCUUCUUCCCACAACA